Molecule: messenger RNA, 1856 nt
Organism: Mugil cephalus (flathead mullet)
Lineage: Eukaryota; Metazoa; Chordata; Actinopteri; Mugiliformes; Mugilidae
Gene: slc35g2b
Product: solute carrier family 35 member G2b
Exons: 2
Coding region: 336-1586 (416 amino acids)
Cellular component (GO): membrane
Source: RefSeq, a predicted model, not a curated record
CCUCAUCAUCAUCCUCAUCAUCUUCCGCCUCAGCAACCGCAGCUUCAGCAGCUUCAGCUUCAUUAGCAGCAGGACCAGAGGCGGACUCCACCGGGCUCCAUCGGGCUCCACUUGGCUCCAUCCACCGGGGAAACGAACGAGCAGCGCGCAUCUCCUGGAGGUGUUCCACUUGAGGAGGGGGUGAAAAGAUGGAGAAAUUGCCGAUGACCAAACGUAAGGACCAGGAAAUGCCACAAAACCUUCUUUUAUGACACAAAUCCCGGUUCAUAGGCAUCAAUCAUUAGGAACUAUUUAAAAGAGAAAAAAAAGAUUGCCCCGUUUGCCGCCCGUAAAACAUGGAUGUAUCUCCGUCCUCGCUCCAGUACGGAUCCAAAAAGCGGGUUAAGAUUCACCCGAACACGGUGACGGUGAAAUACGCCACUCACUUCCCCCAGCCGGGCGACGAAGGGUACGACGACGCGCCCUCUUUCGAGGAAUUUGGCGCCUUCGCGGAAGCGAAUGUGGAAAAGAGACUGGUGUCGGACAGCAAAGGCGGAAGGACUUUCUUCGGCACCAUGGAGACCCAGCCCAAGCAGCCGAGCGCGCAAAAAGACAAGGGGGUGGAAGGCCAGCUGGCCAGCUUCGGCGAGGCUAACGUGUUGGCCUCCAGGGUGACCUGGAUGGCCUUAUUUGGGGCGGCGGUGGCCCACGGUUGCGUGGCGCUGAUAACUCGACUGGCGGCCGAUCGCUCUAAAGUUCCCUCUCUUGAGCUGCUCUUCAUUCGCUCCGUGAUCCAAGUGCUGUCGAUCCUGGUGGUCCUCUACUACCACGAGGCCCCCUUCGGCCCCAAGGGCUACCGGCUGCGUCUCUUCUUCUACGGCGUCUGCAACGUCAUCUCGAUCACGUGCGCCUACACGUCCUUCGCCAUCGUCCCGCCCAGCAACGGCACCAUCAUGUGGCGGGCGUCCACCACGGUCUUCAGCGCCGUCCUGGCCUUCCUGCUGCUGGACGAGAGGCUGGGCUACACGGAUGUGGUCACGGUGGUGGGGAGCGUGUUCGGCCUGUGCCUGGUCAUGGUGCCGAACGUCGCGGACGAGGAGAAAUCCAGGCUGGGGUUUUGGAAGGAGGCCUUCGGCUACACAAUGACAGUGAUGGCGGGCUUGACCGCCGCCCUCUCCAUGAUCGUCUACAGAGCCAUCAAGGAGCGCGUCAGCAUGUGGACGGCGCUCUUCACCUUCGGCUGGACGGGCACGGUGUGGGGGGCCUCCACCAUGUUUGUCAUGCAGGAGCCCAUCAUCCCCCUGGAUGCCGAGACCUGGGGCUAUUUAAUCGGGAUCUGUAUCUGCUCCACCGUGGCGUUCCUGGGAGUCUACUACGCCCUGAACAAGUUCCAUCCGGCCUUAGUUAGCACCGUGCAGCACCUCGAGAUCGUGGUCGCCAUGUUCCUCCAGCUCAUCGUUCUGAGGAUGAUCCCGUCCGUGUACGACGUCAUCGGGGGCCUGGUCAUCAUGAUCAGCGUGUUCACCCUGACGGGAGUCAAGCUGUACAGGGUGAGCAGGGCCAUUCGGCAGGAUUAUCAGGAGAUCUUAGACUCGCCCAUCAAAUGAAUUUACAUGUGUCGGCCUGUUUGUUCACAGUGUUGCUUGGUUGUGCAAUAUAACGAAUGUCUGGAUCUUCAUCUGAUGACUUUUGUAUCGUUGUGCUGUUGAAAGAGUGCCAGUUGUGUAACUAAUGUCUUAAUAUUUGUGUGUGAAAUAAAAGACAACUGUAACAUGGUGACUAUUUCCCCCCUCGGUACCACUGCUUUAAUGUCUAAUUGUGUCACAUGCCAAAGUGUCAGCAAACACAAAAAAAGCAAAAAAAAAAAAAAAAGAUAA